This is a messenger RNA of Candidozyma duobushaemuli, 1965 nucleotides long. Its product is annotated as sorting nexin 1. The coding region runs from base 1 to 1965 and encodes 654 amino acids. Lineage: Eukaryota; Fungi; Ascomycota; Pichiomycetes; Serinales; Metschnikowiaceae. Gene Ontology annotation, molecular function: phosphatidylinositol binding. Gene Ontology annotation, cellular component: endosome. Gene Ontology annotation, biological process: protein retention in Golgi apparatus; retrograde transport, endosome to Golgi. The record is from RefSeq and is a predicted model, not a curated record. The transcript has a single exon.
AUGGAUGAAGAUUUGACCGCCUCACACUGGGAUGAUGUGCUACUGCCAUCUACUAAAUUCUCCUCAACUUCGACAUUCCCCUCACAUCUAGGCAAUCAAUUUGCCGACCUUGGUCUUGACGACCCAGAUAAUGAGAAUGACAAUGAAGAGCAGGAAGACGAAGAGGAAGACGAGGAGGACGAAGAUGAUACUACCCAAAGCCAUACAUACCAAGCAUCACCUUUUGGGCUUGGCUCACAACAACAACAUCAGGCAGAAUUGGACCAGAUCCAUGAAAUGAGAAAGGAGGAACUAAAGGAGCAGAAGUCCGCCUUGAUGUCAGAGCUCACAGAGGGCUCCGCCUUUGACGACAUGGAGUCCUCCCUUGCCAAUCGAUCGAAGGUAACCUCGUCGGAUCCCUUAUUUAGCGAUAAAGGGAAGGUACUCACCCAAAGCAAUGCCACUGAACAACCUUCGGACCAUCUUCAAUCGCCAAAGAAAUCUCUGCAGCUAAAAGGCUCACUGUUCCGUGCACAUCGUGCCAGAAAAUACCCGUCUGCUACUGUUGUGAAACAAUUGAAGGAAGAGACUGGUGUAUCGGACCCCUUGAGUGCGAUAGCCAACAAGCCAGAGUCCGACGAGAACGAGAGUUCAGCAAGCCCCACAAAUAAAGCAAGCGAGCUUGUGAAAGAGAGCAAUGCUCCUUUGUACGAUAUCAAACCUGAUUCUACCGAGGAUAAAGAAGCUGAGUUAACUCAGUCGCCCAGUAAACCUGGUGAAUCUAAGCACAACCGCAGAUCAUCCUCUUCAGGUACAGAAAUUUCUGUUGGUAACCCAAUCAAGGUUGGUGACAUCACUAAUGCACACAUUGUGUAUUCGAUCGAGACCAGAAACCUAAAACUUCUGCUUCCCGAGCAAUCCCCCAAUCGCUUCACUGUCUCUAGGCGUUAUCGUGACUUUUGCUGGGUUUACAAACAACUUCAAAUAAGCCAUCCUGGAAGGAUAAUACCACCUCCGCCAUCCAAAAAGACUUACAUUGGGCGCUUUAACGAAAACUUCAUAGAGAAUAGGCGAUUAUCGCUCGAGAAAAUGCUUCAAAAAAUUAGCAAAAUUGAGGCCUUCGUCAAUGAUCCCAGCUUUAUCAUCUUCUUGACCUCGCAAGAUUUUGCGAGAGACUCUAAAGAAAGAGAACGCACAGGUGGUGUUGCUCUUGACGAUUCUGGAGAACCCGAGAAUGACGGUAUGCUGAGUACAUCGGUAGUAACCGGUUCUGGAACAGGAGGCUUUAUGAGCUCGCUUUUCUCGAUACCAACAAAGCUUCCCGAGCCAGACCCCUACUUUUCACGGAAAAAGGGAUAUGUUGAAGAUUUGGAACAUAACCUCAAAACAUUCCACAGAUCACUCGAGCUCAUUGCUGGUCAACGAAUCGAAAUUGUGGCCGUGACUGAGGAAAUUGCUACUAUCAUCGAUGAGCUAGCUGAUCUUGAGAUUCUGAAAGCCACCUCACUUUUACUCAAAGCCUUUGCAGAGAUCCACAUGAAACUCAAAGAAAAUCUCGACAGAGUCAAUUUGCAAGAUCAACUCACGCUUGGUUUCACAAUUGAGGAGUAUUUGAGGGUUAUUGGUUCCGUCAAAUACAUAUUUGAGACGAGGACGAAGACGUAUAACCAGUAUUAUACAUUCCAGCAGGACUUGCUCAAAAAGGAGGAGGCAUUGAACAAAGCCAGCCAUAAAGCUAAGUCAGAAAAGUAUAACAUAUUGAAAUUUGAGGUCGACAAUUUGAAGCAGAAGACAGCACAAUUCGAGAAGAGCUUCAAUGCUAUCAGCGAGACAAUCAAGGAGGAGAUGGACAAUUUCGAAAUGGAACGGGUUGACGACUUCAGAAAUAGCGUUGAAAUCUAUAUCGAAAGUUCCAUUGAAUCCCAGAAAGAAGCAAUUGAGCUCUGGGAAACUUUUUACGAGAGGCAACAUUUGGACCAGAUUUGA